This is a messenger RNA of Mirounga angustirostris (Northern elephant seal), 7872 nucleotides long. It is a transcript of the gene SUSD6, whose product is annotated as sushi domain containing 6. The transcript is spliced from 6 exons. Lineage: Eukaryota; Metazoa; Chordata; Mammalia; Carnivora; Phocidae. Gene Ontology annotation, biological process: DNA damage response. The coding region runs from base 894 to 1805 and encodes 303 amino acids. The record is from RefSeq and is a predicted model, not a curated record.
AUGAUUAAAUGACCCCUCCUGGGCCAACACACCCAGUGCUCUCAGGGAGCUGUUCUGGCUUUUCCCCACCUUACCAAGCCCUCUUUCUGAUGAGCUGUGUGUGGGUGCAGGAGAACCUUGGAUAAUGCUGAGAGUUGUUUUCUAGGUUCAUCUCAGUGUGGCAGAGCAUUAAGUGAUGUUGCCACCCUGCCUUGGGGGUGCUCUUUCUCAGUGUUGCUUUGACCAGGGAUGGAUCUGGACUUUGCCCUGCUCUUCCCCAUCUGCGGCCCUGAGGGUGGGGCAGGCAGGCACGUGCAGAUUGCAUUGCUGCCAGCUGCCUGGGGCUGGACCAUCUGCUGCUGGUGACAGUGGGUAGGGUGAGGGAUGAGCAGCAACCUAAUCUUCACUGCGCGGACUACUCAGCAGAGUCCAGCCCCCUUUCUCCCCACAUUUUGUCUUCUGUUCCAGUGCUCUGUUAUGCUACUCUUCAUUGAGGUCUUGCAUUUGUUCCAGCUGCUGCUCCCCACCACUGUGCUAGGAGAACCCUUGCUGCGUUUUUGUUUACUCUGUGUGUGUGCCUUGCCCUUUAGCCCGAGCCCCCAAGAAUCUUUAUGUAAUGUAAGACAGCCUCAGCAAAAAGAAAAAAGCAAAAACAGCAAAAAACAAACUUUAGAAAUGAAACCUUGGACCCCUGUUGGUCUCUGUUCAGAUGUAAAUGAUGAGACUCUUCCCAUCAGAGUUUGUACCUUUGGGUUCGCCCCCCCCAUUUUCUGUCCCUCCUCCCAGGGAAUCGUUGAACAGCGGGGGUGGGCUGAGUCACUUACAAAAGCUCUAAUUUUGCUUGUGUUUUAGGUCUUGCUUCUUUCUGGCCUUGUGUGGACGUAGGAAAGAGGCAAGGGGAAAGAAAAUAAAAGAUGUGCCAUGGCAGGAUAGCACCAAAGAGCACCGCAGCGUUGGCCGUGGCCUCCGCGGGACAUGGAGUGUUCCUUCCACUGGUGAUCCUUAGCACCCUCCUUGGAGACAGCCUUGCCUCAGUGUGCUCCCUGCCCCCGGAGCCAGAGAAUGGCGGCUACAUCUGCCACCCCCGGCCUUGCAGAGACCCCCUGAACGCGGGCAGCGUCAUUGAGUACCUGUGUGCCGAAGGCUACAUGUUGAAGGGCGAUUACAAGUACCUGACCUGUAAGAAUGGAGAGUGGAAGCCAGCCAUGGAGAUCAGCUGUCGUCUCAACGAGGACAAAGAUGCCCACACGUCCCUCGGGGUCCCCACGCUGUCCAUAGUGGCUUCCACUGCCAGCUCCGUGGCACUCAUUCUCCUCCUUGUGGUGCUGUUUGUGCUGCUGCAGCCGAAGCUGAAGUCGUUCCAUCACAGCAGGCGCGACCAGGGGAUAUCUGGCGACCAGGUGUCCAUCAUGGUGGAUGGAGUCCAGGUUGCGCUCCCGUCCUAUGAGGAAGCUGUGUAUGGCAGUUCUGGUCACUGUGUGCCACCUGCUGACCCCAGGGUGCAGAUCGUGCUGUCAGAAGGGUCUGGGCCCAGUGGGAGGAACGGGCCAAGGGAGCAGCAGUUGCAGGACCAGGGGGCCUGUUCCUCUGCAGGUGGAGAGGAGGAGGCCCCAGGCCAGUCUGGACUAUGUGAAGCCUGGGGCCCUCAGAGCUCAGAAACAGUGAUGGUGCAUCAGGCAACCACUUCUUCCUGGGUGGCCGGCUCAGGGAACAGCCAAGUGGCAUACAAAGAAGCCCCAGAUUCGGAGAACAGUGACAUACAAAGCCUUUUAUCCCUCGCAUCGGAGGACUACACAGAUGAUAUCCCACUGUUGAAAGAAGCAUGAGCGCUGUCACGGGCCUCUCCUCUCUGCAACGGUCCUCUUGUCCUUCUGCCCUCUCCUGGGGUUUUGAGCGCCCUGUACUCCAGCCACCCUACCCGGAUACCUGAGCUGCCACCUGUGUAUCUGUGUAUCUCUGUAUGUCUGAGGGCCUCCAGGCCCGCCUUGCUGGAAGCUCGAGGAAGAGUCUCGCCAUCUGCCUGCUGGACAGCUGGAGGAACUGGCCUUUUGCCUAGCCUGGCCUGCCCAUCUGUGUCGGGGACAUAUCUGAAUGUGCUGGACUGAGCUCUUCCUUUCCCAGGGCCCGCUGGGUCCCCCCCAGCCCGCUCUCUGGCGGCAGACCCCACCAGCCUGCGCGGGCCUGAGAGCCGCUGUGUUUACUUGUGCCUUCCCCCCAGCCCCUCCAGUUCCCCUGUCAGGCGGGCUCGUGGCUGUCCUGCAAGCCUUAGAGGCUGCCCCACGGCCUCUGCCCCACGGGGGGCCGGGACUGGGGCUGGGGCUGGCCUCUUACCUCGGAGGGCUGGCACCGCUGCCCUUGGCAGGGGCAGAUCCAAGCGUGGCUCUGCUUAGGGCAAGAAUGUGGGUCCCUGGGCCUGCCCUUAGCUGACACCGGUGGCACGUUGCUUUGGCCGAGGAUGGAGGAUGUGGGGACAGCCAUGCCAAAGCUAUGCCAGCGCCCAGCUGUCCGGCUCCGAGGUGCUGGCUCCCGGCCCUGGUGAGUUCCCAAGAAGCAUGGAGAAGAUCCUGAGGGAGGGGAGGAAGGUGGCUGAAGACGGUUGUCUUCCUGAAACGCGAGUCCUCACUUCCACGUGCAGCACUGGCCUUCCCGGCCGUGGUUUUCUCUGUCCCGCUGGAGCGUGAGGGGAGGUGGCCUGCUGCCUCCUGGGUUGGAUCCUUGGCAACCUCCGCUGGCUUGCUGCCCACAGGGCCCGAGGUGAAUCACCGCUGGGACGGGGGAGUUGCUGAGGGGCCGCGGAAUGCGCGAGGGGCCGCUGGCAUUCGGGGCAGGUUGCCCCGUUCUGGGUUCGUGGUGACGCAAGGGAGCCUGGGAGGCACAGACCGAGUCCCCAGGCAGCUGCAGGCGGCUCCAGCCCCGGUCCUGAGGGGCCUCGUCACCCCAGUCACGUGCCUUAGUAAUUGCGCCCGGAAGCGAGCUGCUGCUCGCGCACCGCUGCUUUUCCUCCUCGUGUUUCCCCUGCCGCCCUUCCACAGGUCACAGCGGACACAGGACUCCCUGCUCCCCCUGGCACCUGGGCGAGGGGCUGAGAGCCUCGACACCCCGCCUCGCUGGUCUGCGGUGGGUGGAAGCUCGCCAAGCAGCCUGGCCCUGGAGCCCCGCCGUCGAAGGGGGUGGGCUCUGCGCUCCCCGCUGCUCUUCGGGGGGCUCUCACUCUGCCACCUGUGGGUGCUGACCAAGGCUGGGGUGGCAGGGCGCAGCCAGGCUACUGCCAUCCUCAGAAGAUGUGGCAUUGAGGGAGGUUUAUUUCUGUUUUGGUUUUGAAGCACUGGGGCUGGGAGACUUGUCGCUGACCCCGCCGGCACCUCUGCUCCCCCAGGCCGCUCUGUUUGGGGUGGUGAGAACAGUAGAGAACCCAGUUUAUUUUCAGUACCUGACCUGACAGGGUAGCUCCAGGCGUGGGCGGCCGCCAGGUUAGGGGAAUGGCCUCCUCUCGGCCUCCUGCGUUACUCUCUCACGCACUUUACCGCCCACUCCUUCCCAGCCUCCUGGCACCACUGUAGGCUUCCUUCGCUCAGGGUAAGGGCAGUGCCUGCUGGGCCUGCGGGCAACCCCCUUCCUCCCUCCAGGAGCCGGCUGGUUCCAUAUGGAGCAGGUUGGCGGAGAUGCUGGAACGCAAGCCUCCGAGGGACCUGCAGACGCCCGGGGGGCCUGGCCUUGGCCUCCGAAGAGGCCGUUGCCGGAGCCGUGCCUCCAGCAGUCGCUAGCACUGGGCCCAUCUGGAGGGUGGGGUCCCUACGGACCCGAGUUGCCUCUUCAUGCACGGAGGGGUGCCCUUGUCUUCCUCCAGAAAAGAAAGCAGGGACAAAUGGUGGAGGGAUCCAAAGUCUCACUCUUGGGCUUGCAGCCUAGAAUAUUUUUUAAAAUGGAAUAUCUUACCCUUUUUUUAUACCAUUACUCUGGGUUUUCCCCCCUAAGAGACUGCACUAUUUGUUUUGGGUUUGUUCAGCCACAUAGGUGACCGGCUUAGCCCUUGGAAAAAAAAAAAGAAAUGAAAAGCCUUUCUUCUGAAGCCUUCUUCCACCUCGCCCGCCAUUAACACCAUCCUGGGGAUCACAAGCCCAGACUUGCCUACCUGGUAGGAAAGAAAGUCUGGAUAAGUGGGAACCUAGUGCACACACACUCCCUUACCCCCUCUCUCCCCUCCCCUGCGUCAUUGGCUUUGCUGAGGCCCCCCUCCCACGUCUCUGCCCCGGGAGCCCCUGGGCCUCCCAUUCACCUCGCACUUCUCUGGAGCAGUUUCUUAGCCAUCAGCCAGGUGCUGCUCUUUCUAGGGCUUCUGGGCUUUGUCCCUUUUAAGGGAUUAGGGACUCCACAGCUGCCUUGCGGUGGAGCCCGGCGGGAGACAAGGGCCGUGGCACGGAGCAGGUCAUUAGGCGGGAGGCUGCCAAAGGAGUCUAGAGCAGGUGGGAGAAACGCCCAGGGCCUGGCUUUUCCAAGGCUCACCUCUAGCGGAGUCCAGCAGAGGGCUUGUCCAGGAGAAUGGCCCGAACCAAAGGACUAAAAGUGUCUUUUUGCACACAUGAGCUGACUCAGUGCAGGUUUUAUAUUCUGGUGACUUGCAGUCACAUGCCAGCGACUUUCAAGGGCCAGUAUGUGGUGAAAAUCGCUAAAGAUUUCUGUCCCUUUCAAUGCCUUAGUUUAGCAGAUAGGCUCUCUGUUUUGCUAUUUCUGAAUUUUGUGUGCUGUGUUCCUGUUUCACUUGUGUGAACUGUGAAAUGGGCUGAAUCCUAGCCACUUUGCAAGUUCUUUUGGCUUUACAAGGCAUUUCAAUGUGCAUUCUACUAACACUCCAUUUGCAAACAGAACUUAAGCUCAUGUUGUCUUCCCCAUUCAUCCCUUCCCCCUCCUCCUCUGCCCUUCCCCCCCAGCUUUCAAGUUCUUUGGAGAAGCCUGAUGGCAAGACAGACAAAGGUAGACUUUUCCUGCUUCUUUAGUGCUGGCACAGGGAUCCCCAGGCGCUCGGCCCCUCCCCUCCCGGUUCUGCCUGAGCUCUCGAACCACCUGCUUGCCACACAGCAGUGUCUCUUCCGUUUGCAGGGAACACCGUCACAUAGAAAGUGGGAUAUGCUGCAAACACUUCUACAUCCUUGCCUUUCUUUCCUCCUUAAAAGAGAAUAAAGGACCCAGAAGGGAAGUGGUACACAGGCUUUACAGUGUAAUUCCGGAUGUGCUUGCUGAGGACAGUGAUGCUGGGGGCUUCUCUCGGGGGUUGCUGCUUGGGGCCCUGGCUCUCAGUAGAGGGCCAGUCGCUCCCGGUGCCCGGGGAGGGGCUGAAAGAGAUUUUGCUUGGCAGAAGCAUGGACCGAGUGGUAGAGUAGCUGGUUCCCUGGACAGGGAAAGGCAGCAGGCUCAGCUUUGCUGGGAAGCAGCUCCUCUUAAUCUCCAGUUGAAAACCUAAUAGAAUUUUGAAUGAAAACCCCCAGGUUGAGCCCUCUGUCGGGCAGCAGAGCUAACUGGAGGGCAUGUAGGGGCCAAGCACUCAGAUUGCCAAGCAGGAGGGGAGAUGGACUCGGGUUGCAUGGCAGCCCACCACACCCUGCCCUGGCUUCUUAUCACACCACUAUGGAAUCCUUUGCAGAAUGGUACUCCUAUAUAAUGGUUGCAAACGACACAUGCAUCAUUGACUCUGUGCAGGAUGUCACUCAAUCAGUUUGGGUUUGCUUUAUUUUAUAUAUAUAUUUUUUGGUAUCCUGUACAUUGCAGUGGGUGUGAAGAUAGUAUUUUAAUAUUUGUACAAAGUUUAAUUUAAUUUUAAUUGUUCUAUGUAUAUAACUGCAUUUCUAAAUAAUAAUUAAAAAAAAGGUUCUUAUGAAGGCAGUUGUGAGAGAUGUGAUCCUUCCAGAAAGUUUUUGUAGAAACCCGAGAACGAAAGGAGUGCAUGUGGUGGGAGCUCCUGAUGGGAUGAAGCGCUAGCUCCCGGGCGGGGUGUCUAGCGGGAGCAGACGGGACAGGGAGUGUGCCAUUCAGGGAAGAGAGAGCCCAGGCCUUGGUGGAAAUAGAUUCAUAUCUCUGCAGAGGUCCUCAGUAUGUCAGCCAUGUGCUGCGCUGGGACUCCGAGGAAUCUCUCGGAGGCGGACAGUUCCAACAGCAUGCCUCGAUGAUCACGGAAGCUAUGCCAGGGGACAGUCAGCAAACAUCCUUUAGAUGGAUGGCAAGUAAGCUGAAAUGCCAAGGGUCCGCACAGCCAGGCUAAGGGGCAGGACACCACACAUGUGCCGAAAGCAGGUGCAGCGGGGAGAGAAAGAGGAGUGGGUCUCAGGGCUGAGGAGGGGGGAGAGCGGCAGAGGCCGGGUGGCCCUGGCCCUCCGGGCCCUCCGAGUGAGGAGUGGGGAGGUUUGACUUCGACUUCAUCUUCUGCGCGGCUCGAAGUGCUUUGAGCAACAAUGAUUUAGUGAGAUCCCCUUUUCUGGGGGGAAGCUCUCCCCAUCUUUUAAGAGGGAUGUUCAGGGCGACAAAACACUACCGGAGAGCACGUAAGAAGUUGUCGGUCUUGGGAGGAAGGCAGUGUGAGCAGCUAGCAACCCCCUCUCUGAGCUGGGGAAAUGGAAGGCACGGGCUGGGGAGGGAAAAUGACGGAGUUCUCGGGACCAGAGGGCAGAGCGCACACAGGUGGAGACGUCCUCCCCACGUAGGAGAGGCCGACCGUAUCUGAGCAGCUACAACAGGUGGUAAGGGUGCGAGAAGAGGGAAGAUGGGGAACUUUGGGAUAAAAAAUCAGGCCACUCUUGAAGUUGCUCUGGGGAUGAUUAAUGGCCAGGGUAUGUUUCUCUGAUACUUAGGGUCAGGUGGGAAAAUGUUUGCGGAGCAUCGUGCCAAGCCUCCACCUUUGUAGCCCCAGUCCUCAGGUCAGGUCUGCACAAACAUCACUGCCCUUCGUUGCAAGGAGGCGAGGGGACGAGCAUUUCACCAACUUCUCAAAGUCGCGGUGAGAGUGGCGGAAACGCACAAGCGCUCCCCCUGUAGCAGGCAGAGUUCUGCGCACUCGUGUGUGUGAACCCCGGAGCCACACGGCGGGCUCUACAAGGCCAGCGUCGCUAUCGCUGCGAGCUCCAAUGCCCAUAUACUGACACUGAAGCACAAAGAAGUGGAUUAACUUGCCCGAGGUGGGGCCGGGAGUGAAUUCAAACCCAGGCGGUUCUGUGGAAGUGAUCUCCUCCCUGUGCUGUUCUCAGCCCAGCAGCCCACACGGCCCGCCUCCCAAGGCCCUCACCGCCCUCACUCUGCCUUUCAAUCUCUGUUCCAACCAGUGAGCUUCAGGCAGAGGGAAAAGCAAGGUCAUGGCAGGGAAAUGACACACGGUUCACUGGGGGACACACGACAGACACGCAUCCCAAAGACUGAGAAGUGCCCAGCGUGGUGUGGGGGAGGAGGCAUUUCAGCUACACAGGCUGUGAUAGGAAAUAAGUUCACAAAGCAGCAGGAGUUGCUCCCCCACAAGAAAAAAAUACGUAAAAAGGAAAAACUACUUACUUCUGUGAUAGGUACAUCUUCUUUGUUACUGGAGAACGGGCAGAAGUGUGUCCCAUCAGGUAAGGAAUGCUGGGGAAGGCAGCCUUGUCCACGUGGGGUCACCCGUGGGGUUACCUUUCUCUUGAAGACAGAUGGGGGGUGCAAAGGAACAAUGCUUGGCGGGGAGGGCUGGCUUGAAGUGCUUUUGCCUCCGGUGGGAACAGGUGGAUGGGAGGAGAGAAAAGGAAUGUACAAGAAAGUUAUUCCAAAUUAUACUCUCAUUCCCACAGCCCCACCAGCAUGGGGAUUAUCAUUUAAAAAAAAAAAUACGCCAGUUGAAAGAAAAUGGUAUUUUUUUUUUUAAAGAUUUUACUUAUUUAUUUG